AUGAGGUGGCUUUCGGGGCUGCUAGUGCUACGGGCUCUUGCAGUGCUGGGAUCUCCAAAAGAACAUGUGGAAGAUGCUGCCGUGGGAGGGUUCCAGGUGGUACGAUGGGAAUGGCACACUGUGCAGGCGCCCUACUUGGUGGCCGUGUGGAUCCUGGUGGCCAGUGUGGCAAAGAUUCUAUUCCAUUUGUCCAGAAAGGUGACCAGAGUGGUUCCUGAGAGCUGCCUCUUGAUUAUCCUUGGCUUGGCCCUGGGAGGCAUUGUCUUGGCCAUCGCUCAGCGGGCCCAAUUCCAGCUGGAGCCCGACAUGUUCUUCCUCUUCCUCUUACCACCUAUAGUCCUGGACUCUGGGUACUUCAUGCCCAGCCGACUCUUCUUUGACAACUUUGGUGCCAUUCUCAUGUACGCUGUGGUUGGCACCGUCUGGAACUCUUUUGCUACAGGAGUCGCUCUAUGGGGAGUAAAACAGAUGGGCCUUAUUGACCCACAGGUGCAAGCCGGCCUGAUGGAUUUCUUGCUCUUCGGCAGCCUUAUAUCAGCUGUUGACCCUGUUGCAGUGCUGGCCGUGUUUGAGGAGGUUCACGUCAAUGAAACUUUGUUCAUCAUUGUGUUCGGGGAGUCCUUGCUCAAUGAUGCUGUCACUGUGGUUUUGUACAAAGUGUUUAACUCUUUUGUUGAGAUGGGACCACAGAAUGUCCAGACCACUGAUUACUUAAAAGGAGUCGUAUCCUUCUUUGUAGUGAGCCUUGGAGGCACAGCCAUUGGCCUAGUCUUUGCCUUUCUACUUGCCCUCAUAACGAGAUUCACUAAACGUGUGCGUAUGAUUGAACCGCUGUUUGUCUUCCUCAUCGUCUACUUGGCUCACCUUACUGCAGAGAUGGUGUCACUCUCUUCUAUAUUGGCAGUGACGUUUUGUGGUUUGUGCUGUAAGAAGUAUGUUGAAGCAAACAUCUCAAACAAGUCACGGACAACAGUAAAAUACACCAUGAAAACCUUGGCCAGCAGCUCAGAGACCAUUAUCUUCAUCUUCUUGGGCAUUUCGGCGGUGGAUACAUCUAAGUGGAUGUGGGAUACAGGCCUGGUCCUGUUCACACUCAUUUUUAUCUUGGUCUUUAGGGCGAUUGGUGUUGUCCUACAGACCUCUGUGUUAAAUCGCUUUAGACUAAUCCCACUGGACAGGAUUGAUCAAGUUGUGAUGUCAUACGGGGGCCUGCGAGGGGCUGUUGCUUUUGCCCUAGUUAUUCUGCUGGACAGUUCCAAGGUCAAGGCCAAAGAUUAUUUUGUUGCAACAACCAUAGUGAUUGUGUUUUUUACAGUCAUAUUUCAGGGUCUGACUAUUAAACCUCUGGUCAAGUGGUUAAAGGUUAAGAGAUGUGACCACCACAAGCCCACCUUAAACGAGGAGCUUCAUGAGCAUGCCUUUGACCAUAUAAUGGCAGCUGUAGAGGAUGUUGUUGGUCACCAUGGCUACCAUUACUGGAGAGACAGAUGGGAGCAAUUUGACAAGAAAUACCUAAGCCAGUGGUUAAUGAGGAAAUCUGCUUAUCGGAUCAAGGAUGAAAUUUGGGAAGUCUGCUAUAAGCUCAACAUCCGUGAUGCUCUAAGUCUGGCAGAUCAGGGGGGGCACAUCAUCUCCCCUGACAGAUUAUCUCUGCCAUCAAUGCCAAGCCGAGCCUCCAUGUCGGAAACCUCUGUCACCAACCUAUUAAGGGAAAACGGGAGUAAAGCCUGUCUAGACCUUCAGGCCAUAGACACUGUGCGCAGUGGGAGACACAGAGAGGAUGCCGUCAUGCAUCACGUACUCCGUGGGAGCCUCUAUAAACCACGCAGAAGGUGCAGAGCUAGUUACAGUCGCCAUUUUAUGACGCCAGAUGAAAAAGCUAGGCAAGAAAAAGAGGUCUUCCAGCAGAACAUGAAGCGGAGACUGGAGUCCUUUAAAUCCACCAAACACAACAUCUGCUUAUCCAAGUCACGAGCCAAAAAAGAUGGUCGAAAAAAGAGAAGUCUGGAAACUGAGCUAAGAAAUCAGAGAGGAAAUAAAGCCGUCAGCUGGCAAAACACUGCAUCUAUUGUAGUAACAGCAGACUCUGAUGAAGAAAUGUCCUGUGCAGACAUUGAGGAAGAUGAGGGUAUAACCUUUGUGGCUCGGGCAACAGAUGAAAUACUUCAUGGAGUUAAAGUUUCUGGGAUGUUGGGUAUAUGUCAGAGUCCUCGCAUUGUUCCACCAUCACCAACUCUAGCUGAAAAAGUGCUACCGUGGAAAGGGGAGCCAGAUGAGAACACUGUCUGCAUCUCCUCAGAGAGCACCAAAAUUGUGCCAGUGGACCUACAGUCAUCUUGGAAGGAAAGUAUGUCAUCUCUGGAAAGCCUUGCCUCACCACCCAUGUCUGACCUGCACCCACAUGGAAUAAGGUGUCUAAGGCAGGACAGCAGGAGCCCCCCUGUUCUUCAGACUCUACCAGAAAAAUGCAGCUGUUUUCCCUUCUCUAACACCACAGGGCAAAGUAUGAAAAGCCCCUUGGAGACCAACCUUGUAGAGCAGCAAGAACUUCAGCCUCUGAUGCCCAGAGAUGACACAAAGAUGAGCCCACAACCCAUAAGGCAAAGCAAGAGGCUGUUGCAGCUUCACAGGUCUUCCAAAAUCUGA
Molecule: messenger RNA, 2646 nt
Organism: Bombina bombina (fire-bellied toad)
Lineage: Eukaryota; Metazoa; Chordata; Amphibia; Anura; Bombinatoridae
Gene: SLC9A5
Product: solute carrier family 9 member A5
Exons: 16
Coding region: 1-2646 (881 amino acids)
Biological process (GO): proton transmembrane transport; regulation of pH; sodium ion transport
Cellular component (GO): membrane
Molecular function (GO): sodium:proton antiporter activity
Source: RefSeq, a predicted model, not a curated record